AUGGUUCGCUCCCGCCGGGCGCGCGCCGCGCCGGCCGGCUCCACAUCGGCGGAAGGGCGAGCGGAGCCCGGUGGGGCGAUGGCCGGCGCGGGCAGGGAGGAGCUGGGCAUGGAAGUAAUGAAGCCUUUAAUUGAUGAAGAAGACUCAGAUGGCAUCUCAGAUGAAGAGCAUGAAAAUACUUUCCUGCCAGUUAAGACGCACUACCAGCUUGAUAAUGAAGAAGGCAUUACGUUUAUACAAACACUGACUCACCUCCUCAAGGGAAACAUUGGAACUGGGCUUCUUGGUCUUCCGCUUGCAAUAAAAAACGCUGGCAUUGUGGUUGGACCAAUCAGCCUUGUGUUCAUAGGAGUUAUAUCUGUUCACUGUAUGCACAUCUUGGUACGUUGCAGCCACUCUCUAUGUCAGAGGAUGAAGAAGUCCUCCCUGGGAUAUAGUGAUACAGUCAGCUGUGCCAUGGAAGUGGGGCCCCUGACUGCUCUUCAGAAACGAGCUUCUUGGGGCCGGUAUAUUGUGGACUUUUUCCUAGUGAUAACACAGCUGGGAUUUUGUGGCGUUUAUGUUGUGUUCUUGGCAGAAAAUGUGAAACAAGUCCAUGAAGGAUUCUUGGAAAGUAAGAUUGCUCCCAUGAACGUUAGUGCCACUGGCAGCUCCUCUGAGAAAAGGAAUACUGAUUUACGAAUAUACAUGCUGUGCUUCCUGCCAUUCCUGGUCCUCCUGGUCUUCAUUCGUGACCUUAAGAGCCUGUCCUUGCUUUCAUUGCUUGCCAAUCUGUCCAUGGCUGUCAGCCUGGUGAUUAUUUACCAGUAUAUUGUUAGAGAUCUAGCAGAUCCUCGAAAACUGCCACCUGUGGUUGGCUGGAAGAAAUACCCACUGUUUUUUGGGACUGCAGUAUUUGCUUUUGAAGGAAUUGGUGUGGUGCUGCCAUUGGAAAACAGAAUGAAGGACAGCACACGUUUCCCCCAGGCACUGAACAUUGGGAUGGCAAUAGUCAUGGCACUGUACAUCUCACUGGCCACCCUGGGGUAUAUGCGCUUUGGGGAUGAAGUCAAAGGCAGCAUAACUUUAAACCUGCCACAGGAUAAGUGGUUGUAUCAGUCUGUAAAAAUUCUGUACUCCUUUGGGAUUUUUGUGACAUACUCGAUUCAGUUCUACGUCCCUGCAGAGAUUCUGACUCCAGUUGUCACCUCCAGAGUGAGGCAGAAGUGGAAGUUACUCAGUGAGCUUGUGGUGAGAGCACUAUUAGUCUGCUCAACCUGUGCUGUAGCAGUUCUGAUCCCUCGCCUAGACUUGGUGAUUUCUUUCGUCGGAGCCGUCAGCAGCAGCACUCUGGGACUGAUUCUGCCACCUCUGGUUGAAAUCCUCACUUUCUACAAGGAAAACCUAAGUUUAUUGACAAUAUUUAAAGAUGUUUUUAUAGCUGUGGUUGGAUUUGUUGGAUUUUUAACAGGGACAUACGUAACGGUUGAAGAAAUCAUUUAUCCAGCAUCCACAGUUCUUGCUAAUGCAACAGGGAGCUUUCCUGAAGAUGUAAAUGCUACAGAUUUGGUGGUUGGGUUAAAGUAAUUAACCAGGCACUGUGAACUAUUUCAAUCCUUAACAAGAAAUUCUUGACUCAGGACCUGCUUUCAACUACUGGUACUGUGUAAAGAGGUACAGUUUGUAAGAUGUAGGAUAUACAUGUGAAAAUACAUUAUUUUUUUAGAAAGUAAUUAUAUAUCUCUUCUGGACUUUGAAUGAAAAGUUACAAGAUUUUGUUUUGUUUAUCAAAGCAAUAUUACUUUCAUGCAAAAACAUUCAACAUCACACAUGAUAAGCAGUUUAUUUUUGUACAUUUUGGUAACUGUU
Agelaius phoeniceus (red-winged blackbird) is the source of this 1848-nucleotide messenger RNA. RefSeq names its product solute carrier family 36 member 4 (gene SLC36A4). Lineage: Eukaryota; Metazoa; Chordata; Aves; Passeriformes; Icteridae. Gene Ontology annotation, cellular component: vacuolar membrane. Gene Ontology annotation, biological process: L-alanine transport; amino acid transmembrane transport. Gene Ontology annotation, molecular function: L-alanine transmembrane transporter activity; L-proline transmembrane transporter activity. The record is from RefSeq and is a predicted model, not a curated record.